Molecule: messenger RNA, 1435 nt
Organism: Folsomia candida
Lineage: Eukaryota; Metazoa; Arthropoda; Collembola; Entomobryomorpha; Isotomidae
Product: carboxypeptidase B
Exons: 8
Coding region: 51-1385 (444 amino acids)
Biological process (GO): proteolysis
Molecular function (GO): zinc ion binding; metallocarboxypeptidase activity
Source: RefSeq, a predicted model, not a curated record
AUUCAUUCACUACUUUGUUCUGUGGGUGGACCACCUUCUUCAUCUUUUUCAUGAUGGAAGCCGUCCCCAAUUACGGGAGCCCUUUGACCUACGCCUUGCCCGCCCUGACAUGCAUCUUCUCUGUCCUCAGAGACAGCCCAACUGGUCACAAAAGUUAUCAAGGCUACCAAAUCAUGCGAAUUUCCAACAUUUCAUCGAAUGUGAUGGGUUUUAAAAUUUUGGAGGAGUUGUACAACUCCGACGUGCUGUUUGACUUUAUGACGAGACCCAGCAUGAAGGAACCCACGGAUGUGAUGCUCUGUCCAGAACAGGUGCAAAAUGUUAAAAAGAUCUUUGCCCAGUUUCACAUCCCGUAUGAAAUUAUGGUUCCAGAUGUCGAAACAGAACUCAACGCCGAGCUGAAGGCAAACAAUUUAAUCUUGAGGAAAAGUGAGGGCAUGAAUUGGAACGCGUACCAACGACUUUCAACCAUUCACGGCUGGAUGGAUUCCAUGGCUGAAAAGUAUCCAGCUCUCGUGUCCGUUGAAACGUACGGACUCAGCACGGAAGGUCGACCCAUGAAAUUGAUGAAGAUUACGACUGGAGGAACUCGAACUAAACCGGCGGUCUGGUUGGAUGGUGGAAUUCAUGCUCGAGAAUGGAUUUCCCCCGCAACUGUUACAUACAUUGCGAACGAGCUAAUACAACAAGCCAUCCGUGGGGGGCCAGAGUACCGACUCGUCAACGCUGUAGAUUGGUUCAUUGUACCAAACAUUAACCCCGACGGGUACGAGUACUCGCAUACGAAUGACAGAUUAUGGCGAAAAACACGAUCUAACGAUGGGAGUUUUAUGGCCAAUGUUUUUGGAUGUCUAGGAACAGACCCAAAUCGCAAUUGGGAAUAUAAAUGGGGUGGGAAAGGAACCUCCAAGAAUCCCUGCAGUUCGCAGUAUCACGGACCAAAAGCUGCCUCCGAACCGGAAAUCUCGCUCAGUCAGGCGUACAUUCUCGAGAGGAAAGACCAGCUCAAACUUGUCCUAACUUUUCACAGCUACUCUCAAAUGAUUUUCACCCCGUGGGGCUACGACUAUGUCCCUUUGGAGGACAAGGAAGAGCUCGAGAACGUGGGGAGGCAGGCGGCAAAGGCGUUGGAAGCCGUGCACGGGACCAAGUAUCAAGUUGGAGCUUCUCCUGAUCUCCUUUAUCCUGCUGCUGGCGGCACUGAAGACUUUGCGAAGGGCGUGGCCGGGAUAAAAUUUGCGUACUGCUACGAAUUGAGAGACACUGGAAAGCAUGGCUUCAAUCUGCCACCAGAUCAGAUAAUUCCCACGGGAGAGGAAACUUUCGCCUCGGUGAAAGCGAUAGUCGAAGGGGUCAUGUCGUAUCAUCAGGUUGAUGGGUUUUAAAUAAGAGAAAUGGAAAUAAAAAGGAGUUUGUGCGAUUUAGUUUUUUACAA